GACAAAAAAGUCAGCUGCUGACAAAUUGAUUGAUUUCAUUUAAUUUGUUGUUUGUUCAUCGUUUUUCGAUUCUAUUUACCUUUAAAAUGUCGACUCCACCUCGAGAAACUAUUCAAAAGCAGAUCCAGCAGGACUGGGCAAAUAGAGAGUACAUUGAAGUAAUCACAGGAAGCAUCAAAAAGAUCACCGACUUCUUAAAUUCUUUCGAUAUGUCUUGCCGAUCACGUCUCGCCACUUUAAACGAGAAAUUAACAUCACUGGAGAGGAAAAUUGAUUACUUGGAGGCAUGCGUCACCAAAGGGGAAACCCUCACAUAAGGGGUAACAGAAUUUGACCAUCAUAGAUUUUUUUAUUCCUUUACAAAUUAUAUGAUAGAUUAUGAUUGUGAUGUCUAUGUAAUAAAUGUAUGUAAGGCUGUAUGUUGGGCCUUGUGAAAGAUCAAGCAAAAAGUCCUUCAAAAUGCACAAGUUAUUGCCAAAAGCUAAUGCAUUGCUUCAUUUGUCCUGAAUUAUGAAAUCCAUUAUACUUUAUUGUAAGGCAUUUAUAUUAGUGUAAUUAUAAUAUUAUUUAAGUAACAAUAAAUUCUACAAACAA
Messenger RNA from Ostrinia nubilalis (European corn borer), 594 nucleotides. RefSeq names its product probable protein BRICK1-B (gene HSPC300). The record is from RefSeq and is a predicted model, not a curated record. The coding region runs from base 87 to 317 and encodes 76 amino acids. Lineage: Eukaryota; Metazoa; Arthropoda; Insecta; Lepidoptera; Crambidae. Gene Ontology annotation, molecular function: protein-containing complex binding. The transcript has 3 exons. Gene Ontology annotation, cellular component: SCAR complex. Gene Ontology annotation, biological process: regulation of actin polymerization or depolymerization; cell motility; actin filament organization.